CAGUGCGGCUGCGCGCCGGGCUGCUUGGGCUGCGAGGCUUCCGUAGGAGCGGCGGCGAGGGGCUGCUUCGCUCCCGGCCGGCGUCUGAGGCGAAGGCGCCAUGGACGUCGUCAAGGCCGAGAUCGAGCGGAAGCGGAAGCUGCUGGAGGAGAAGGAGCUGCUCGGGGUAAGCGGGGCCCGGGGCUCCUCCUGCCGGGGCCCCAGAGGGCGGCGCGGGGCCUCCUCCCGGAGCGCGGCGGCUUUUGCCUGGCUCUGCGGGCUCUGCGGGGGAGCCUCUCGCUCGGUCUCGCCGGUGUUUCUGGCGCCCCCGGGGGGGGGGGCACAAAGGCCAGACCCGAAAGGCCGGCGAGUGGGAUGAGCUUCCCCGAAAGACGGCUGGUCCCCCGCCGCGCGCCGCCCCCAUAAUCUGCCACAGCAAGAGACGGUUCUUCAGGCAUGGAAGACAUUUCCCUCCUGGCUCGAGUCGGGGCCGCCUGCUCCUUCCUUCGGGCUGCCCAGGAGCGAAGCUCUGCCCGCCCCAGCCUGGCUAUGGGGCUGCCGGGGCUUUUCAGUGCCCGGAAGCCAGCAGCUGUCUCUGGAUAUGCCCUGGGACCAUAUGGGAAGAAUGUGCUGGUGGCCUUUUUAUAUUCACGUCACUGUAUAUUAGAUGAGAAGCCCUUUCCCCCCUCAGUGUGCUAGUUGGUACUGGUUCCUGUUAACUAUCAUUGAGCUGUUAUGAAUCUGACAGCCCAUCCCAUUGUGCUUCACAUGACUGAAAGAAGAAUGGUUAGUUGUUUAUGAAACAUCACAAUGUAGUAACUACUUUCCUUUCUUUCAGGGAAAUAAAAAAUACUUUAAGCGUAGUGAGUUGGCCAAGAAGGAAGAAGAGGCAUAUUUUGAAAGAUGUGGUUGCAAGGUAAUGUGAAAGCAGUAAUGGUAGUGAUUCUGGUUAGCUGAGCAGUGUCUGCUUAAUCAUAGUUUAAAAUGUAUUAAUAGAUUAGUAGGAAAUACACUGAUUGCAGCAUGGUUAUUAGUGACUAAAAAUGGGAAGAAUCAAGAACCCCUACUCAAAGAGGCAGGGAAAAGAAAUAUAUGGUGUCAGAUCUUAAUACGUUAAAUAAAAUAACUUAUAACGGGCAUGCAACUAAGAGAUUUUUGGAAUGUUGGCAUAAAUUUCUACAGUUCUAGAAUCUGGAUAAAGAAAGUAUCAAAACGUUUGUGUGUGAGAGAGAUUAGAGUUACUUUAAACAGUUACAAUAUGAUGGCUAGGAAAAAUUACGAAUAGGUGUGUUAAAAAUAAUCAAAUGAAUGGUGAAUGCUGUGUUUAUAUUUCCUCUAUCCUUUUUAUUAUUUAAUUUAAUAAAAAAUGAAUAAUUCUUUGUUCACUCUAUCACUGUUGCACUUUAGCCUGUAAACGAGAAGCCACCAGGAGAGGUAGGAGUUUCCAAGAAAAGUUUGCAAUGCAGGAAGAGGCAUGCAUGAAUAUGCAGCUAUUUGAAUUUGUGUUUAUAGUUUGGCUUCUGUGGAGGGCAUGAGGCUGCUUGAGAAUAAAGCUUUUCUUUUUAAGUUGUGCUCCAGCAGGCAUGUACCCUGGAUCUGAUAUAACCAACCCUUUUGUAAAGCAAAGUAGAGGCUGCUAAUUUCUAGAUGCUGGCUCCAUUGUGGGGUGAGGGGUAUGUGUGGCCUGAAUGCGUAAAAGAUGUAUACCUUCCUUUCUUAGGCUGUAAUCCUAAUCCUGUUUACCUAUGAAUAAAUCCCAUUGAAUUUAAUAGAUUUUAACUUCUGAGUUGACAUGGUUAGCCUCGACCUGUUAGCCAAGAAUGUCCACUUCUUGAAAGGCUAUGAAAUGCAGCUUGCAUUUCUUGUUGUUUAGUUGGGGUGAAAUAAUAACUAAACUCAUACGUAAGACACAUCAUGACAAAUAAGUCACCUGGAAGGCCUUUGCUCUUCUUUCCACCUCACUUUGAUUGUAUCAAAGCAGUUUGGAUGUGAGGAUUGUAGCGUGGAAAUUUAGUAAUGGGAAGUAAUAGAACUAAAUAAUUGCCAAUUUGCUGCCUUUCUUUUGGUAUCCCAAAAUCUGCUGCCUAAAGCAGGCCCAGUUUAUCCGGUCUCAUUAUGGUUGGUCAUAAUCUGAUAUAUCCCAUAGUAUCCUACAGUAUCCUGUAGUGUCAGGCCUAUAUAUAUAUAUUUCACAAGUCAUUAAGCCUAUUAAAAUCAAGUUUCUUUUAGACAGAAUUAUUAGCAGUAUUCAAUUUAACAUAUUUCAAAUAUGCUGUGGAACUUAGCUUGUAUGAAGUAGGAUUGCUGGGAUAGUUCAGUCCAGUAGAGCAUGAGACUCUUAAUCUCAGAGUCGUGGGUUCAAGCCCCUUGUUGGGCAAAAUAUUCCUGCAUUGCACUAAAUGACUGUUAGGAUCCCUUCCAACUCUAUGAUUCUAUGGUAUUUUAUGUUGUUAUUUUUAUUUCCUUUGCAACAUCUAUGAAAAGAUAGGGUUUAUAACUUCUGUUAGAAGGAGGAGUGUUAUGACUUAUAUCAUCCAUCAUCAUUGGACUUAUGAUGAAAGCUGGUGGGGCCAGGACUUAAUGAGAUACCGUAUUGUGCACAAGCCUAUACAGUGGUGCCCCGCAAGACGAAUGCCUCGCAAGACGAAAAACUCGCUAGACGAAAGGGUUUUCCGUUUUUUGAGUCGUUCCGCAAGACAAAUUUCCCUAUGGGCUUGCUUCGCAAGACGAAACGUCUUGCGAGUUCUUGCGAGUUUGUUUCCUUUUUCUUAAAGCCGCUAAUAGCCACUAAGCCGCUAAUAGCCGUGCUUCGCAAGACGAAAAAACCGCAAGACAAAGAGACUCGCGGAACGGAUUAAUUUCGUCUUGCGAGGCACCACUGUAGCUGCAGGAGUGAAAUGGAGUGCCGUGGCGGAAUAAUUUUGGAGUGAGGAAGGAGGCAGAAUGUGUGGAGGGAGCCUGCCAGAGAGGGUGCUUUUCUUUUAUAAUAGAAAAAGCUGCUGGUACUCACCAUGAAGUUGUUACAGUAAUUGCCACACUUUUAACAUUUGGAAAAAAAGGUGCCAGUACUGCAUUCCCUUGAGUAUUCCCAGAAAAGAGCACUGGCUUGUGUAUAACUAUGAAGGAAAGCAUUUCUGUUAUUUUCUGGCUGUCACUACAGUUUUACUAACUUACAUGGCAAUAAUAUCAAGUAGCUGUGUAAUUUCUCGUUUGACCUGGUUGCUUAUGUCCCACUUAGAGAAACUUGGUUAAAAUAUUAGGAGUGUGGAUGGAGCCAGUUGCUUUUCAAAUAAACAAAACUAGGAGACAUUUUAGCUCACCAAGAGCCUCCCAGAUCUCUGCAUUUCAUUGAAAUGUUGUUAGUGUGUUUAAAACAAAGCAAAAAACUCUGACAUUUUGCAAAUGAAGGUGCAUUUGCUAAAGUCCUGAAAGUACUUUUAUUUUAUUUUAUUUGGUGCAGACAUUGCUUGUAACAAUCCCACUGGUAAAAUGGCUUAAAUCUUCUUUUUUUCCUGUCUGGGUAUUAACUCCUUUAUUAUCAUAACCAACUUCUUUUUCACAGCUAUUUGGGUGUAUGAUAAUGCAUUUUAAAAUACUGUUUUAUACAAUGAACUUAGGGCUGCUAUUCUGUAAAAAUCACUGUAAUUUUUGCUUACUACUUAAAUGGUCCCAGAUGUGCACUGUGGAGCUUCCCCUGAGGAAUGGAGAUAUGCUUGAAUGGCAUUCUGCAUUGAUAGGUGAAAUUGUCACCUGUGUCUAUGGUAGAGAACGGCUGAUAACACACUUCUUGAAAGUAUGAGACAUUUCAACCAGGGUAUAAUAGUUUGCACAGAAAAAUAUUGUUAUUGUUAUUACCCACCAUUCACCCUCAUGUCAUAGGCCAGGUUAAAAAGGUAAAGGGACCCCUGACCAUUAGGUCCAGUCGUGGCCUCCAAAUCACAAUUGGAAACCAUAGUUUUCAGUUACUGUAUAUUGUUGUCUAGUUGUUGUAUGUAGUAAACAUAGUUCUCCUUUUGCCCAUUUUCUGAGUGGCUGAUGAGUUAUGCAUAUCACCAUGAUAGUUUCAAUGUACUGAAUACCAUAUUGACUAUAUGUAGCAGGUUUCUCUUCACAAAAACGCUAGCUUUGUUUUGUCUGAAAUUAUAAUUAUUUCCAUACUUUGUGGAGUGGAGAACUGAGGAAUGCUUGCAGCCUAUAGUUUAUCUAUAUGUAACUUCCGUAGACAGGGCAAAGCGAAUUCUAAAUUAUUUUAUAUUACUGGCACGUCUUAGAGUUACGGUCAGGUUUUUGCAUGUCGGCUGUGCUGUGUAGUGCUAAUAGCUGCUCUUAGAAGCAAUCAGUGUUCCUGGAAGUUUAGACUUUUUCUGUGCCCAUAUUUAAAACUGAUUAUGUUAUGUUCCUUGUCUCUACCUAGGUUCAGCAGGAAGAGGAAGAGGAGGAGAAGACAGUAACUGCAUCAAAUCCAGUAUUGGAACUAGAGUUGGCAGAGGAGAAGUUGCCUAUGACUCUUUCUAGACAAGAGGUAAAGACAAAUAUAUGGAGCUGGCAAUAUGCAGAUAAUUGUUUUGCCUUUACCAGAUUAACAAAUCUGCAGGGUAUUUAUAUUUUACUGUGUGAAAUUAUAGUUAUCAUGAAUUAACUAUAUGCCCAUGAAGUUGUACAAGAGACCAGGGAAUCAGCUAGCUAAAUAUAUGAGUAUAUUCAUCAGACUAGCUUUUCAGGCAGCAAAAAUUUCACAUCAGUAACUUGUACUUUACUGAUUUACCUGUAGCCAGUGCAGACAUAAUGAUGGCUUACUCUUAACUGCAGGUAGGUAAGAGAUCAGGAGUUCUCCCUCACUCUCUUCCUACCCUUUUGAGAGUGAUUUUCCUAUUACCAUACCAUGCAUUUACAAGGAUAUCACUGUUUGAUGCCUAAUGUUAGAGAUGCUUAGAGCAGACCCAUUGAAAUAAAUGUUCUUAACACAUUGAUUUCAGUGGGUCUGCUAAGAGUGAAGUUUGGAUCCCUUUCGGAGCUUGAAGUAUGGGUACCCCCAACAAAAUUUUAAAAAUCUGGCUGUAUAAUUUGGAACUAAUGUGAUUUGGAAUUAAUGUGAUUUGAUAGGCCUGUUAAUAAAAAUUAUAUUUAAAAAAAAAGAUUUCAGUGGGUUUGCUGAGUAUGUCAGACAUUUGUUAAUCAUGAUUAAGUCUCAACAGGCUUCCUGUUGAAUUAGGAUUUUAAGACAAUAUUAAACUGUUUUCAAAUCCUGAUUGAAAUAAAUAUUCCAAGCUAUAGACAUAUUCCUCAGUUGUUGUAAAAUUGGAAAGCUCAAUCUAGAAAGAGGAUGGAAGCUGUGUUACAUCUGUCCCAACCCUUCAAGCGUUCCUGGGCUACAACUAGCAUGAUUCCUGACUGCUGGUUAUGCUGGUUGGGGCAGACGUAGCCCAACAGUAUACGGAGGGCACCACAUAGGUAACCCCCAACCUAGUUCAUUGGAGAUAAUGUAUUAAUUUCCAUCCACAUUUCAGACAUUUAUAUGUAUGUAUUGCCCCCAAAUGUAGCCUAAAUGUCUCCAACUUAACGUGGCUUAGGAACUCCUGUUAUUCAUCACAGAAUUCUACUCACGUAUGCGCCAUAGAUCAGAGGAGCAAUUUUUGUAAUUAUAUUUAGCUAAAGCGAGAUGUGCACCGCAACCCCAGAGUCGGCCAUGACUGGACCUAAUGGUCACGGGUCCCUUUACCCUUAAACAGCUGCCACUAGUCAUCAUUAGGUAUGCUGCUGCCCAUUCUGUGCUCUUUAGCAAGGAACGAUAAAUUUCGUGAAAAUAAGCAAGCACAGUGCUUGAGUUGUAAUACCCUGUGGGGAUGUGAAUGGGUUGUUUGUUCUGUUUUCUUCAUUUGUUUAAAAGAAACACUUGACUUUUUCCAGGUCAUGAGGAGAUUGAGAGAAAGGGGUGAACCUAUCAGACUUUUUGGAGAAACAGAUUAUGAUGCCUUUCAGAGGCUGCGAAAGAUAGAAAUUCUAGCGCCAGAAGUCAACAAGGUAAAUCUGUGCAUAAGCAUAAGAGAGAUCAUUUAAAGGGCUGUCCCUGUGCAAAACUGGUGCACCUGUAACAUUAUAGCCAUGGAUAUCCUGCUUCUUGUGCCCCUACCUGUGUAUAUACUUCAUAAAUAUAUAAUGUUAUAAUCCCACAUAGAGGGACACAGAAAGUGCCUUCUGUCAUCUUGACUUCUGUCAAGUGCCUUCUAUCAACUUAUUACUACACUUUAGUGUUGUAAGUAAUGGUUUGGAUUUACAGAUAACCUCAGUUGUAAGCUUUUUGUUGUUUAGAGGACAAAUUUAGAAGUCACAACUUAUGUAUGUUACUGUAGUGAGACUUGGGAUCAGUUCAUGCAUUUAUCAGCUUCAGAGAAAGAGAACUGCCACCACUCAAAUUGUGGCUGCUUGUGUGAAUGACACUUCCUUUACUAUUGGGCCCAGUAUGCCCUUAGAGAUGUCUGUGUAGGAUUCUCCAAUGAUAUGAACUCUCUCUUAAUGCUAAAUCAUGAUUAUACAAUUUUUAUUAUUUAUUAUUUAUUAAAUUUCUAUUCUGCCUUUCAUCCAAGGAUCACAAGGCGGUUUACAACAUUAAAACACAAAAAUACAUAUAGUAACAAAUAAAAGCAAUGCUCCCACAGUAUUGUUAUUUAUGAUAUUAUUUAUUAAUGUUUAAAACAACUCAUAGGAUUAUGUAGUAUGAUGCCAUGAUACUCAAAGUCUGUAUAUAAAAAAUUGUAAGAUACUUAAACAUAUUUUUUCAGGGCUUCAAUUAUGACAGUUCCUAGGAUAACUCUGCAUACUCUCAGCUGUUGUUUUCAUUUCCAUAGGGAUUAAGGAAUGACCUGAAGGCUGCUUUGGAUAAGAUUGACCAGCAGUAUCUGAAUGAAAUUGUGGGUGGGCAGGAACAGGGAGAGGAUGAUACACAGAAUGAUCUCAAAGUCCAUGAAGAGAACACAACAAUUGAAGAAUUGGAGGUAUUAUAUUAUUUUUUACUGUUUUCAAAUUGUGACCAAGGCACCAUGCUGGUAAAUAAAUUCUGCACCAAGAGAAGAUGGAUUCUGCUACUUGCAAAAAGAAUGCAGAUUGAGAAAAUGUGCAUAAUUCUCAUUUGUAUAAUUUUACAAGUUUUAUAAUUUCCUACUAAUUUAUUUAGACAAGAGACAAUUGGGCUGCAGAAAUUUCUGCAAGAGUUGUCCAUAGUGGUUAAACUGCAUGGAGGCUGGCAGAAACCUGCACCCCCUCCAUUGCCUUUUUAAUGACUCCCUUACUUGCUCUUUUUAAGAAGCCAGUUGGGGAGGGCAUAAUUUGUCUAAAAUGUGAAGGGGACUGUCAUGGAGAGGCUUUUGAAUUUUAUUAUGGGUUCCCCCAUAUGCUUGCUGCUAUGAUGGCUUGAAAUGUGCUCUCUACCUGAGACAGUCUCUUCCUAAGGAAGCCGGAACUUGGAGACUUCUAUCACAUCUCCCCUUAAUUUCCUUUUCUCUACGCUAAACAAACUGCUCCUUCAGUUGUUUCUCAUAGGACGUGUUUUCCUCACCCAUCAACAUCUUGGCCACCCUCCUCUGGCCACCCUCUAGUUUAUCAGUGUAUUUUAGCAUGGCACCAAUAACUGGGUGCACUACUCUUCAGCUGCAUAGACUAGAGUGGAACUCUAUUCCUUGUGAUCCGAACACUCAUGCUUCUGUUAACGCCACUUAAAAAUUACAUUAACUUCUUAUAAAGAGCCACACCACACUGCCCUGUUCAUGUUCAGAUUGCAAUCAACUCGGACACCUGUAUCAUCAUCAUCAUCCUUUUUAUUUGACCGUCAGUCAGAAAAAAAUACAUUUUAUCAAUACACAGUUAAAACAUCCAGGAAGAUUUUAAAACUUAGCCAACACUAAAAUGGGCUAAACAGAUAGCCCCAUAUCAAUACAGUCAAUUAUGGUCUUGCGACGCUUAAAAGCUAAAAAGAGAAAUUUGGCCACCAAGGAAGGUAUAGCUCUAGUGGCAUUAUUCAGCAAGUGUAAAACCUGGAUUUCUCCGGGAAGGAAGCUGAAAUGACAUAGGAGUGGGUCUAUAAAAUUUUGUCUAAGCUCUGCAUAAGAAGGGCAGGUCAAGAGAAUAUGUUCAGUGGACUCAACCACACCCAUGGCACAAUGACAGGUUCUCUGGGCGUAUGGUACCCCCCUGUACCUUCCCCACAAUAUCGCAGAGUCAAGGACAUUUAAUCUAGCCACUGUAAGAAGUCUACGGUAUUCCACAUAAUGGAUUUCUGCAAGGUAGGGGGCUGGUAUGGUCCGAUAAAUCUGGUCCCCUAGGAACAUCCCUGGUUUUACCUGGGCUAUGUCCUCUUGUCUGGCAAUGUCACUCAGUCUCCGGGAGAUCACAGCUCUAGCUUGAUUGUACGUCAUAGACUCAAAGUAGAGGUGAGACAAUCCGCAGGAUUGAACCUCAUUAAUGGCCUCCUUUCCCACGAUGAUUGGAAAUCAUCCCUCAAUAUCAAGGGGCAAUACCCACUGGUUUAAAACAAAGCUUGAGCCAUAGCCAGAGCUUCGUCUUCAAGGCCACAUACCGUAGAGCUUGCCAGCCGACCUCUAAUCUCAUAACCGCACCCGCUACCGAGGGGGGAAUCUUGAGGAUGGCUCUAAGGAAUCUCGUUUGGAUAGAAUCCAGUUUCAAACAAUCCCUACGGGAGCCUAACGAGAUGCCCACCAAGAGAAGGGGAGGACUUUCAUUUGAAAGAGUCUCAAAGCUAUCUUCACUGAUUGAGCCUGAUUCUUAGCAUAUAGAGAUCUAAUCUGGAUGGCUGCUUUAGAUGCGUUAGUUGUUAUAUAGUCUCUAUGGGCCAGAAAAGACCUAUUUGACCGGACACCUGUAUGUUUUUAAUGCUAAGCCAGGUCUUCCCCAUCUUAAACUUCUGUCCUUUUUGUACCUGUUUACAGGACUUAACAUUUAUCUCUACUUUCAUCAUGUUGGCCCAGUGUUGCAACCUUUCAAGGUCAUUCUGAAUCUUGAUUCUCUGUUCUUUGAUAUUAGAUCUACUCAGCUUCAUGUGAUCUGCAGUUUUUAUAAGCAUACCAACUAUGCCAGGCAUCCCCAAACUCUGCCCUCCAGCUGUUUUGGGACUACCAACUCCCAUCAUCCCUAGCUAACAGGACCAGUGGUCAGGGAUAAUGGGAGUUGUAGUCCCAAAACAGCUGGAGGGCCGAGUUUGGGAAUGCCUGCACUAUGCCCUCAGCCUAGUCAUUUAUAAAAAAUGUUUGAAUAGCACAGGAACCAAGGCUAGGGCCUUGUAGCAAUCCUCUUGAGACUUCUUGCCAUUAAAGGAGCACCUGCUGAUUAUGGUUGCUCACUGAACAGUAGAAUUGACCAGCCCAUAUUUAUCAUUUUGUGAAUAAGAAUAUCACGGGAGACUUGAUCAGAGGCUUUGCUGAAAUCAAGAUACACUGUGUCCAUGGCAUUGCCAUGAACUACCAAAAAAGGGUAAGGUUUAUGUGGAUGAUUUAUUCUAGAUUAAACACAUGAUGAAUGAUAAUCAGUGCAUUGUUUUCAAAUGUUUAUGGACACUUAAUAAUCUGUUGGGUAUCAGUGUUAAGUUGAGUGGCCGGAUCCAACUCCCCCCCCCCGCCCCAUUUUGGAAGAUAGGGGCAAUAUUUACCCAACUCCAGUCUUACAGAACCUCAUCUGUUUCCCAGCAAUUCACAAAGAUUACAGUAACUGUCUCUGAAAUAAAACCUACAAGUUUCUUCAACAGCUUGCAGUAUAAUUUAUCUGGCCCAUGGGACUUGAACUCACCUAUAGCAGUGUCCCUGGGCUGCCUCACCUCAUACCAUUUGUUCUACUUUCCCCAGUUUGAAUACAAUUCCACUUAGGGGCCACUGAAACAAAAUUGGAAUUGAGUGGUUCUGUCUUCUGUCCAUCACCUGUCAUUAAUUUCUUCAUCUUCUCCAAGCAGCUUCUGGCUCUGAACAUAUCCAGUGAAUCCUUAUAUUUUUGUUUUUAGCAUCCCUUGCAAGCUUUUGCUUCUUCCAGGCUUCAGCCUUGCUGAAACCAUCUUUACAGGUUUGGGAUCCUCCAUCAAACUUGUCCUUCCUCAUAUGUGCCUCCCUCUGUCUCCUGGCUGUGUCUUUUUAAAGUCUCUGCUGAUUGGAGAGCUCUUUGUGCAUUCACUGGCCUCUUUGGAUGUCUCCUGUUUUCUCACUGGAAUGGUUUGCGACUGUUUUUCACUAUUUCCACAUUUGAAAAUCUCCCAUUCCACUUGUGCUCUUUUUUUCUUAUUCAGAAUUUCUAGUCAUGGAAUUCUAUGGCUUCCUAAAGCUGUCUUUCCUUAAAGCCCAAGGUACAAAUCCAACUUGGCUUUGUUUGUAUUUCCCUUGCUAUCACAUAGGAAUCUGCCUUAGACCAACGCAGACCACUGAUCGGUGAGACUCAGCACUGGCUGGUAGCAGUUCUCCAGGGUUUCAGGCAGGAUUCAGUGAUGGUCCUACUGGGAGACACCAGGGAUUGAACCUAAGACCUGUUGCAUGCAGACUUAUGCUGGGCCACAAUAUAUAUAUCACACGUUCCAAGAUGAUAUAGUUCCCCCAAGGCUCACACCACUUUCACUUCAUCAAGCAGGUCUUUAUUAAGUCCAAGAUCUCAGCUCCUUCCUUGUUCCUUUGGCAGGUUGAUCAGGAAGGCAAAAAUUUAUUAGACGUUUGAUUGUUAGCAGAUUCCAGGGCAGUUGAAGUCCUCCAUUACAACCAUCAUAUUCUCUUUUUGUAAUCUGUUGUAGAAAAUCAUCACCCACAUUUCCCACUUGGCUGGGUAAUUUGUAGUAUGCUGCCACAAUGAUGCCACUUUUGUUUUUCUCUCCUUUUAUCCUUACCCAGAUGCUUUCAACAGAGCUUCCACUCUCAGAUUCAUGGAUUUCUGUGCAGGUGUGUGUGCUUGUGUCUGUGUCCCUUUCCCUUUCUGGACUCUAUUCCUUUAGAACAAGAUACUGCCAUCACUUCUAACAUCCAUUCACAAGCCUCGUCCCAUCAAGUGUCAAUGAGACCUAUUGGGUCAACUUACCUGCCUGUAUUAUGGUAUUAAAAUCAUCCUGUUAGUUUCCCAUACUGCUGUGUGCUGGUUAGUACAUAGACUUUGAAAUCUAUGGGUGCUGCACCCUCUCAGUUUUCGUGCUGUAUUUACUGGAAAGUUGCUAGGCAUCACCUUCAUUGCCCUGUGUUUUCCUUUCUUGUCUCUCAUACAUGGCUCAGUUCUUAUCUCUGGGCUUUGGGUUCCCUUCCCUGCAGGGUUAGUUUAAAGUCCACAUGAUGAGGCUUGUGGGGCUCCUGCCAAACACAUCUCCCCCAUCCUCAUGAGUUGUACCCCAUCUCUUACCAGAAAUUCAUCAUUUGGGUAGCACUGGCUGUGGCCCAAGGAACCAGACCUUUCCUGAUGAUCAGCAGGAAUGGAAGACAAUUGUUGGAUUUGAUGAGUCUCUGCAUCCUCUCUGUUGUGUCUUGGAGGGCAGCACCACUCUUGAGAUAACAUGUCAUGUCUGCACUCAGCUGUGUCUGUCUCUGGGGAAUCUCUUGUUCAGAGGAACAAACUGAAAAAUUCCAUAGAAUAUAUGAGUAAACACUGGGAUGUGACUUGGUUAGCAUUCUCAACCCUGACUUACGAAAUUUAAAGGGAGAGCCUUUCAAGAACACUGUGAAGUACUUCCUAAUUUUAUCUGUAAUAUUAUGUUCUUUAUGUAAACUUGCAUCAGUUAUUUUUGUUUUUGGAAGACAUCUCAAUGGAAAAUCUCUUUUGCAGGCUUUGGGAGAAUCUUUAGGACAAGGGGAUGACCAUAAAGACAUGGAUAUCAUAACCAAAUUCUUGAAGGUAAGUAGCCUAACAAGCAAGAACCUCUGGCCUGUAAGCAAUCAUGGCUGGGGCAUCAUCAUUUUCUAGGACUAUUCUAUUACAUGGAAAAUGUUGAUUCAUUUAUAGUAUGAUAUAAUAAUAAUUAAUAAUUUAUUGUUUAUACCCCGCCCAUCUGGCUGGGAAAUAAUUACAACCCAAUCAGAUACAUAUCUCUCUAUCCAGAAUUAACUAACAUUGCAAGUACUAUUUCUUUGUAAGUAAAUGAAUGGGGUUGCAGCUUUAGUUUAUGGACACUGUUCAUAUUUAGCCACUGUGUGGCAGUGUGGCUUAAAUUUGUUUGUCAUCUUCAGUUUCUUCUUGGAGUCUGGGCUAAGGAGUUGAACGCCAGAGAAGAUUAUGUAAAACGUGGUGUACAAGGCAAACUAAACAGCGCCACUCAGAAGCAGACAGAAUCAUACCUGAGACCUCUGUUCAGAAAACUUCGGAAAAGGGUAACUUCAGCAACACACUAUCUUAAGUCUUCUACUAAAUUUAGGCAUGAAUGUUUUACCAGCAGACAAUUCUUACCCUCCGUUCCACACUUUGUUUACAAUCUAGCUUGAUGAUGAGAACUCAGAAUCUCACACUGUUUUGUGAUGUUUUGAUUGACCUAAUAAAGGUUUUGCCGUAUUAGGGAUUCUGGAAUUAAGCAAGACUGCUUUUCAGUCACCCUUUUCUAACUGUGUAGCACAGUGGAGGGGAAUUUCCAGCCUGUGAGCCAAAGUUGGCCUAUAAGCCUCACCAUUGGGCUUCCAGGCUGUUUUGGCUAAGCCAUGCUCAACUGCCCUACAUCUGAUGCCAUGUGUGAUGUCAGGUAUGAGGCAGGAAAGGUUGGGACUUGGCCUAAAAGGGCUUUACUCAGUGUGUUCCAAAUGGGGAACAACCAGCUGAUUUUCGGGCACUUUGUAAGCCCUGUGCUCAACCCUAGUGAAGUGCUGAGCACAGGGAUUGCAAAGGGCCCAACAACCAGCUGAUUGCUGUGCUUCUGGGGUGUCACUGUGACAUCAGGUGCUCCCACACACCUGUCACAGUUGGCCGGUGGAGUGGGGAGGGGAUAAAGAUCUGACCCCUGGGGCCAAAAUGCUUCCCCACCCCUCAUGGAGUGUGUGCAGUGACAUUUUCUUUUUCACAGACGGAGGAAGUGAAACAGACUGCUAAUCUGUACAAUACCAGGGGAUGAGAUAAAUACCUUUCUGGAUCUUCUACUUUAGAUCCACUGACAUGGCCAUUUUUUAAUUUGCCAGUUUUCUUUCUAGUCUUAGUUAACAUUCACUUUUACAACAUGUCUGCCUGUGCACAAGAUCAAGACAGUAAUUCCUUUUUUAUAGAUAGAAAUUAAGGUUGAUUUGCAGUAACCCACAGGAAGUCACAUAGAAAUCCAUGGAAGAGGAGUAGAGAUGUGAAACCUUUCUUCGAGCCAAACUCAGCUCUCUUGUUAGUCACACUAGUGUUGAACUCACCACACUGUGGAAAACAGGAUACAGAAGCUUUGUGGAGCAGCACAGUUCGCAAUGGCAGGGGAGAAGGCAGGAAGACUAACAGUAGGUGGAGCCAGUCAGUGACAGGCAGAUCCACCCCGUGACUGGCGGCAUGGAAGAAGGCGGGCACGGGCAAGGGAUUGGCGGAGGGAAGACAGAUGGGUGAGGCUGUUGUCGUUUAGUCAUGUCCGACUCUUCGUGACCCCCUGGACCAGAGCACGCCAGGCACUCCUGUCUUCCACUGCCUCCUGCAGUUUGGUCAAACUCAUGUUGGUAGCUUCGAGAACACUGUCCAACCAUCUCGUCCUCUGUCGUCCACUUCUCCUUGUGCCCUCCAUCUUUCCCAACAUCAGGGCCUUUUCAAGGGAGUCUUCUCUUCUCAUGAAGUGGCCAAAGUAUUGGAGCCUCAGCUUCAGGAUCUGUCCUUCCAGUGAGCACUCAGGGCUGAUUUCUUUCAGAAUGGAUAGGUUUGAUCUUCCUGCAGUCCAUGGGACUCUCAAGAGUCUCCUCCAGCACCAUAAUUCAAAAGCAUCAAUUCUUCGGCAAUCAGCCUUCUUUAUGGUCCAGCUCUCACUUCCAUACAUCACUACUGGGAAAACCAUAGCUUUAACUAUACGGACCUUUGUCGGCAAGGUGAUGUCUCUGCUUUUUAAGAUGCUUUCUAGGUUUGUCAUUGCUUUUCUCCCAAGGAGCAGGCGUCUUUUAAUUUCGUGGCUGCUGUCACCAUCUGCAAUGAUCAUGGAGCCCAAGAAAGUAAAAUCUCUCACUGCCUCCAUUUCUUCCCCUACUAUUUGCCAGGAGGUGAUGGGACCAGUGGCCAUGAUCUUCGUUUUUUUGAUGUUGAGCUUCAGACCAUAUUUUGUGCUCUCCUCUUUCACCCUCAUUAAAAGGUUCUUUAAUUCCUCCUCACUUUCUGCCAUCAAGUUUGUGUCAUCUGCAUAUCUGAGGUUGUUGAUAUUUCUUCCGGCAAUCUUAAUUCCGGCUAGGGAUUCAUCCCGCCCAGCCUUUCGCAUGAUGAAUUCUGCAUAUAAGUUAAAUAAGCAGGGAGACCCCUCAUUUAUCCUAGUGGAUUAGCUUCCAGUGCUCAUGUUUUUCUCUCCAAGGAUAGUGAAGCAGAGCCAUGAGGACACUCAGCGCAUGGCAACAGUGAGCUGCCUGCCUCUGCCACUCAGAUUCUCUUAGCCUGGAGCAGAGCUGGAGCACGACGGGAGUGGUGGCUGAGUUGGUGGGGUGGCUGGGAAAAGCAAGGAGAAACAGUACUCUAGACAAAGCAAAUUAGUGGGAUUGGCUGCUUCCCUGCAGAUUUGCAAAUAUAUAAAAGCUCCUGUAAGUCUGAACCCUCCACUCAUACGCAAAGGUGUGUUCUUUGUCGCAGCAUAAUUACCCACUUGAGGUCAAGCUUCUCUAAUUCUGGUCUGUCUCUGGAUCAGGUGUGAUUGGCUUUUGCAGCCACUUGCUUUCAAAGGAACUGCCAUGCUGCUCUGGAAGUGUGCCUGCCUCAGUCACUCGGGCACAAACAAAGGGGCUGGGUUUCUCUCAGGCUGGCUAGUUCUUACUGUCUCCAAAAGUAAGCGUUUUUGGCUGUGAGGGUUGAUCUUGUCUGUGGUCUUAUUUAAGAUAUAGUGUGCUAUGAGAAUCACGAGUUUCGUUGCCUACUUGAUAUUUGCUGUUUUGUCUUUAGAAUAUCCCUGCUGACAUCAAGGAAUCAAUAACGGACAUUAUCAAGUUCAUGCUGCAAAGGGAGUAUGUGAAGGUACUGAACUUUUACAGAGUCGAUGAUAUUUGUGUUUUGUGGCGUAAUUGGCUUGAGGCAGGUGCAGGCCAGACCUUCAUCUUCCAUCACUCCCUCGAGCAAAAAAUAAACAAAUUGAUGGGGGGUGGCGCAUCUACCUCUCGAUCACCUGGUGUCACAGUGAUGUGAAGUGACAUUUGAAGCCCCAACAAUUAGGUGACUGUUGGGACUUCAAAGCACCAUUGAUCAGUGGGGCUUCAAAGUCCAGCCCAGGACUCCUUGCAAAGAACCCUUCACUGUGCUUUGUAGCCCCCACAAUCAGCUGAUCGUCAGCACUUCAAAUCACUGUGCAGGGCUCUUUGGAAGCUGAUUGGCAAUGCUUCUGAAGCCCCUUUUGGCCUAGCCCAGCUGUAUUUUUAACCACUUGCAUCUGAUGUCAUAUGGGACUUCGGACGAUUGGCGACUAAGUGUGACUUUGCCAAAUGGCCUGGGGGGCCUAAUUAGGUCUCGUGUUGGAGGUUCCCCACCACUGCAUUAAGGGAUGUGAAAGUCUCUCUAGCUUAACCCUUCAGAGAAAUAUUAUUAGCUCUAAUAAGCAUAGAAAUGCAGGUUCAAACAUGUAUAAGUUGUUGUUUAGACCUUUAGGUGCAGGGAUGGGAGAACAUAUUGCAUUGUAUGAUUCUUUGAGACUUGGACCGGCUAACAUUCAGGUUUGCAUGUGGACAUUGUCAGACACUGACUGGGCAGGGUGGGUUAAUCACAUAACGCUGCCCAAGCUUCUGAAAAGUUCUGUUCUGUGUUGAUUAAUUAGAUCUGGGGAAUGCUGUAUUUUAUAGUGGUUUUUUGUGUUUUGUUUUAAACUGAUCUAGUAAGAUUUUUACUGUUUCAAGAAAUGCUAAUUUUGGUGCCUUGUCAGUGAAAGUAAUAAUUAUUGUGAAGCCAUUUUGCAUAAAGCUUGUAAGCAUGAGGACUGCAGGUGUGCUCUGGCCUGUGGCUCUAGAACUAUUAGCCACAAAAUCUGAAGAUGGGGCUCUUGGCAUUCUUUUAGCUAUCCCUGCAGGCUCUGUGCCUCCCCUGGUGCCUUUUGCCUUGUCCGUCAGUUGCCUGCCUUUAUUUCUGCAGGCUAACGAUGCCUAUCUGCAGAUGGCCAUUGGGAACGCGCCCUGGCCUAUCGGCGUCACUAUGGUGGGCAUCCAUGCGCGAACUGGUCGAGAGAAGAUUUUCUCAAAGCACGUGGCUCACGUUCUGAAUGAUGAAACUCAGAGGAAAUACAUCCAGGUGAGAUAAAGAGUGGUGGAUCCAUUGUCCGGAGAGUCACUUUCUUUAGUCUUAAGCAUUCAGCAUUUGUAAGCACAAACAGGAGGCUUAAACCUGCCCCGUUCGGCCCCGGGGCUGCAACUCUCCUGCGUCUGGUCUUGGUUACCAGCAUGCCAUUCUUGUAUUUAUCUCUGCAGGGCUUGAAGAGGCUGAUGACCAUUUGCCAGAAACAUUUCCCUACCGACCCAUCCAAAUGUGUGGAGUACAAUGCGCUGUGACAAUGUGGAUACGCAGGUUAUGAGAGAAGAAAGCAGUCUCUAUGAAAUGCUCUCAGUUUGGGAACUGGAGUGAGCUGGGGUGGGAGAAGAAAGGCGUGCGGCUUUACUGAGGCUCAGUCGCACAGAUCACAUUCAUUUUGUCUUUUGAUGAACCUUUAUGUCUUCUUCAAGUCCUGGGCUGGAACAUGUUGCCGGCUUGUCUCGCUAGCUUGAGGACAAGUUUGUAUAUGUGUGUGUUUCCUUUAAUUUUUAUCAGAGCAAAAGUUCAGUUCUACCUUGCCUUUUAGAUUUUGAGCCUCCUUGCUUUAUAAGGACUGAUUUCAUCACAGUUUUGAAACAUGAGUUGUAUUUAUCAUUGUACAUAGGACCAUUUAAUUUCUUGUUACUUCAUUUAUAGGAAAAAUAUAUUUCUAAGAAAUGCACCCAAGCUUUUGAUUGAUUCAUUGAUUUUUGUAUCAGAAAUUAUUUUUCAUGAUUGUCACCAGGACACUUAACUCCACACUGUGGUGUGAGAACUUUAGGGUGAACAGAACUGGUCCAGCUAAACUGGUAUCCUGCUACCUCUGUCUUUGUGCAUUAUGACUUCGUUAUCUUAUAAAAUGCUAUCUUGUCUUUGGGGGGGGAGUCUGGAGGAAUUUUCUGGCACCAAAAUUUGAACAAUAAUUUGUAGGAUCAUGAUAAUCACACUGUUAAAUAACAGGUAAAAGGAAAAGAUCUUUCAGAGAACCCUUCUCCGACUUUCACCAGGAGCAGGGCCAGCGGUGCACUCUUCCUGGCGCCCGUGUGCCAGCCCUGUUUCCCUUUCCCACAGGUGAAAUCCCCAAUGGAGAAUGAAUCACGAGCGACAGUGGGUUUUUCUUUUGGGAAAACAGGUUGCAAACAGACUUUAUUGUAACAGAUCUGAAGAAGGAGUUUUGGUUCUUCCUCUUCCACAGAAAUGUAACAAACAGUGCUGUUGCUUUUUAUUAAAACGUAAACUGUCUCAAGUUAUAGGCUGUAUGCUGUUCGGGCUUAAGGUUACUUUCUUCUACGCAUUUUCCAUAGAUCAGACUUCUCCACUCCCACUUCAGGAACGGCGGCUUUUAACUGGACUGUUUCCCUGCAGACCCCAAAUCCUCCUUGGCCUCAGAACCACCGUUGCCCUUUCCUGUCAGAGGACCCAUUUCCCCGCAAAACACCGUGUGGGACUGUGCCUUGCCUAUUUUAACCGGGGUCUGCAUCUUCGCUCUCCUCACCCCCUCACAGACCCCAGGAAUCUCCCUCCACUCCGCCUCCCUUGCAACUCUGGUCAGUUAACUCUUUGCUGGCAGGGGGAGAAACACUCGGGGACUCAACCUGCUCAGUAAACAAACUUUUCCGUCACACAGGGAUAAGUUGUAAAGAUUUCUUUGUUACCACUAAAUAAUGGAAGUUUGAAUACUCCUGAAGUAGUUUAUCAUUAUUUUUAAUGCCAUCAUACAUGUGAAUAGCACUUUAUAGAACUGCAGUAAAAUGACAGUUCUCUGCUCCUACCAUCUGACAUUUGACCCAAGGAGAGGUGAAAGAGAGACUGGGAGGGAAGGUGGAGAGGACUGUCAAGAUGGUGAAGAAUGCAUCCCGUUUGGUUGCACGCUCUUAAGAUGACAGAUUUAGAAACAAAAGCAAAAUAUUUGUACCAUGAAUAAAGCAUCAACUAACUAUACUUUCCAGACACAGUUUUCAGCAAGAAACUAAUCCAUUUUAAGUGAAAAUGUUCAUUUUAACUAGAGAUAUGGACUGGAACAUGAUUAUCUUUGGGAUUACAUGUUUCUCUGAACGUUGUGGUACCCGGAUGGAUUCACCAACUCGGUGUGUUAGUGGAAGCCAGCCCAAUGACUUCUGCUAGUGCAGCAGGGCUUUUGCAGCAGCCCUUGUCCCCUUGUGUACCCCUACAUCUCCCCCACAUUGCCCCAGAGGGUCAGGAGAAGCCCCAGAACAAUGCAUGGUGGGGGGAGAAGGGUGCUCAUUUCAUCCGGUGAGUAGAAAUGCUUUUACUGGAAGAAUAAUGGUAAUAGUGUGGUGCUGAAUUCAAUUUUUUCUCAAAAAAUAGCAGAAUUGUGUAUUUUAAGAUAAAGUAAAUUUAGGAAGGCAUACAUUGAGAUAAAAUAUGUACAAGAUGGGAGCAGCGGAAGAAAAAAUGUUAAAGUAAUUGUAUUAGAGGGAUUUCUGUAAGGUAAGAGUUUGAUAUAUAACACAGUAGAAAAGAGUUUGAACAAAAACACUCUGGAGGUGUGAGUGAGAAGUCAAUGCAUGAAGCAAUGCAACUAUUUAAUUUGAAGUCAGUUUCGUAAAAAAUAGGAAAUUCAAUAAAUUUAUAUAUAAAAGAUAAAGUAUUUACUUACAAAAUCUCUCUAAGGUAGUAUUUUGUGUGAAUUAGCAAUACACAGAUGAAUGCAACAAUGGAAUGGAAUGGAUUUAAGAAUGAAUAUGUGCAGAAUGAACAUUUACCUAAUAGUCCAGGUUGAUAAGCUCCGAGAUUAGGUCUUUCAAAACGGAUCUCAAAAGCAAGAGCAGAUUUAUAUGGAAGGAAAAAGUCAUUGAGGCAGUCAGGUUCAGCAGUUUGAGCUUAAUUAUACUUUUUAAUUCUUACUGUGUACAUGGUAGGGAUUGGGAGGUCAUUUUCAGGACAUAGGCUGCGAUGAAAACAUUGAGUAAGUGUUUAGUGUUCAGCUUGCAGAAAAAUAUGAAAAUGUAAGUUCUGAGGGUGCAUUCAACAGCACUUUUAAUGCCUUUAAUUUAAUUCAGUGCCUGCCUUAUUUGAUGUGAGGGCUAACAUAACACAUGAAAUGUCUACACCAGCUGUUCCUUGGCAUCCAUAAUGUUCAUGCAGAUAACAAUGCUAACCAUGCUAAUUGCAAAUAGCUAAAGUAUGCAGAUUAGCCAAGGUUCUCUGGUCCAUGACGUUUCCAUUACAGCUCUGAAGCUGAAUGAAUUUGUGACAGUUUACGGAACAGUAUCCACAUUGACUUCCAAGUAUGUGUCUUGCAGCUUAAAUUCUUCAAAUGUACAUCAGUUUUGUUCAGAAUAAUGGUAUUAAGACUGUGUUUCCCAUAUUUCUGAUAGUUCAGGCAACCUUUUCUUUAAAAUGGAGACAAAGCCACUCUUAUUGCAGAAAAUGUUUAUUUUUAAUAAUUAGGAGUAAAACUGGCUGCUUUUAGAGGAGCCCAUUCCUUGUGUGCUGUGCACUGACCACGAAUACAAGCAUGACUCCCAAAUGGCAGGAAGCGUGCCCAGAACAGUAACUCAUCCAGAGACGCAGGAAGCAGCCUCCUUGAAGGUGUGCACCUCUGCUGUGCUUUCACUUGGAGAGACUUGGAACAAUACUAUUACCUCUGAAGCAAGAAGCACAGUACACUUUCCUCCCUCUCUCCUUUCACAGAGGUUGAUAGGAAAGACCUAAGUCCACAACAUUUAAUCUUUCAAGGACACCAGGCAGCCUCUCUUGUGUGGGUGGAUACUUUGACCUCAUGGGCACUUCGGAUUAUUUAAUAACAACUUGGGACAUUAGGAAUUACUGUGUGAGGGACGGUUAUUUAGGACCACUUGAAUACUUGAGAUUUUAUUGCUGUGUAUGGCUGGAAGAUAAAGUGUAGGAGGUUCUUAAUUUGUAAAUAUGUAGGUGCUUUGGUCUCUGAAUACUGUAUUGAUAGUUCAGGUGCACUCUUCUCUUUCAGGAUGGUUGAAACUGUCUUAGUUCAUUUGACAAACUUCUGGAAGUCUCUCUCAGCUCAGAUUCUUGCAUGCACUGAAGUUGGCAGGGUUUUCAUGGGGUUUGAUCCUGUUGUACCUUAUGAACAAUUCAAGUUCUGCCAGUUCAGGAUAUUUUCAUCUUUAGGAAACUGAAUAAGCAGCAAAUAAAACAUAUUUGCAUUUUUUA
Molecule: messenger RNA, 20493 nt
Organism: Podarcis lilfordi (Lilford's wall lizard)
Lineage: Eukaryota; Metazoa; Chordata; Lepidosauria; Squamata; Lacertidae
Source: the annotation of a GenBank genome assembly